AGCAGGUCGCGCUGAUGUGGAAAUAGAGACCUGGCCACCUUAAGCGGAAUCGCGUGGUCCUCACUUCCUUUUGUCGAACACACGGUCGUUAUUUAGCUCCUUGUUCCCGUUUACCAUGCAAGCUCCUCUCUUUUCAAAAGUAUCGGAUCCUAACUUUCUGCGCAUUCUUUCUUGAACAAUUCGAUUAUCUUGAGCCAAGUCAUCAUCAACCUUCCUAGUCUACGGAUUCCUCAUCUAGCUAUUUCUCAUCCUCAUCGUCAAAAUGCAGUUUAAGAACAUCGCUCUCCUGUCGCUGGCCGCUGGUGCCAUGGCCAAUCCGGAAGUUAAGAAGCGUCAAGAUGCCACUUCUUCGCUCGACUCAUCAAUCCUCAGCGUCCUCGUCACCGCCCUCCCAGCAUCCCUCCUCGCCGUCGCCGCGACCGACACCGCUGCCGUCUCCUCGAUCAUCGCCUCCGAGUUCGCCGCCGGCAGCACACCCAGCUGGUUCGCCGCCCUUCCCACCGACGUCCAGACCUACCUCCUUGGUCCCGAUGCCGAAGCCUCUUCUUCCAUCGCCACCGGCCCUAUCCCAUCGAUCUCCGGCGACGGCGUCCUGAGCAUCCAGACCACCAAGGUUCCGCCAACGACGGGCGAUGGCAGCGGCGCCUCUAACGGCACCACCUCUCGCACUUCGCGCCCUUCGUCUCGCUCCACCCCUGUUCCUACUACCGCCCCUGAGUCGACUGGCGGUGCUGCUAUCCCGACCGGUGUCGUUGGUGUCGGUGCUGCCGCCGCCCUCGGCCUGCUUGGUGUUUUGGCACUAUAAACGCCGUGUUGACGGACCACCCGCAAAUUUCGCGAUUCAUCUGGGGAAUAAUAUUUGACACGUAAUGAUGACUUGGGAAGGGCCUUCAUACGCCGAUAAUUUGGCAAAAGUUGGUUUGGGGCAUUGGCGCUUCGCCAUAUAAUUUCAGCAUUGGAACGCGUGGAGGGAUGACAGACCCCUUGACGGCGCGUACACUGCCAUUGGACAUAGUUCC
Eremomyces bilateralis CBS 781.70 is the source of this 1019-nucleotide messenger RNA. RefSeq lists its product as uncharacterized. NCBI's taxonomy places the organism in Eukaryota, Fungi, Ascomycota, Dothideomycetes, Eremomycetales, Eremomycetaceae. The transcript has 2 exons. The coding region runs from base 263 to 805 and encodes 180 amino acids. The record is from RefSeq and is a predicted model, not a curated record.